AUGUUGAAAUACUGUAUUCUGUUCUGCUUGGUAAGCCCAGCAUUUAGCUGGCUGAUACGACCAGAUUUUGGACUGCUCUCAGAUGAUCAUAUCAAUUACAUCAAUCAUAUUGCUGAUACAACCUGGAAGGCUGGACGAAACUUCCUUCCAUCAGAACAAACACAUGUCAGAAGAAUUUUGGGAGUUCCUGACAUGGCCAAGUCAGAGUUCAUGGUCAGUCAGUUGCCCAGAAAGGAUUUUGAAAAAAGACUAAAAUCAUCAGAGCUGCCUGAAAACUUUGACCCUCGAGUCCAAUGGCCUUAUUGCCCUUCUCUGAAUGAAAUUCGUGACCAAGGCGAUUGUGGAUCUUGCUGGGCAUUUGGAGCAGUUGAGGCCAUGACAGACCGUAUCUGUAUCAAAUCCAAGGGGAAGACUCAGUUUCAUGUCUCAGCAGAAGAUUUGAUGACCUGCUGCCAUAUUUGCGGAUUUGGGUGCUCGGGUGGGUACCCAGCAAUGGCCUGGUACUAUUACAGGUUGGAGGGUCUUGUCUCUGGAGGCCAGUACAACAGCUCAGAAGGCUGUCAGCCAUAUGAGAUCCCAGCCUGUGACCACCAUGUGGUUGGCCAUCUGCAGCCUUGUGGCCAGAAAGAAAUGAAGACCCCUAAAUGUAAAAAGGUUUGUGAGGACAGCUACAAAGUUUCAUACUCCAAGGACAAACACUAUGGUUCAGACUCAUAUUCAGUUCGUGGAGAAGAAAAUAUUAUGCAAGAACUUGUACAAAAUGGCCCUGUUGAAGCUGCUUUUAAUGUCUACAGCGAUUUUUUAAAUUACAAAUCUGGUGUGUACCAGCACACUUCAGGAUCUCUUCUAGGUGGUCAUGCUGUGAAAAUUCUGGGAUAUGGUGUGGAAAAUGCGACUAAAUAUUGGCUGGUUGCAAACUCCUGGAAUCCUGACUGGGGCGAUGCAGGUUUUUUCAAAAUCAUCCGUGGACGGGAUGAGUGUGGGAUAGAAAGUCAGAUCGUUGCUGGUGAACCAAAGAUUUAA
This is a messenger RNA of Candidula unifasciata, 1023 nucleotides long. NCBI's taxonomy places the organism in Eukaryota, Metazoa, Mollusca, Gastropoda, Stylommatophora, Geomitridae. The record is from the annotation of a GenBank genome assembly.